AUGAAAAGCAUUGAAAGUUGUGGAAAAACAAAUCAUUUUGACGUCAUUCUCAAAACGUCCGUGCAGCUACAGCACCAACACCGUGACGCACGCGCAGUCUCAGAAUUUGAAUUGGACGGGGAAGCUUUGGCGUCCUUUUUGUUUUUUAUUUGGGGAAAUAUGGAGACGGAAGAUGUCGAGAUGGAGGUUGCGCCUUCUCAAAGUGAUGCCUUGCCCCCGAUAGCCAAAAAAUCUAGUCGUCGAACAAGUAGAGGUCGUAGAUCAUCCAUCAAAUUCACUGUAGAUGGUUCUUCACCUGCUACGAUUGUUGCACCCCUAUCGGAUUCUAUUGUGCAACAGAAAGAGAUCAGCCCUAUUGUACAAUUACGAAAGAAAAGGGAUGACUUGUUAGCGUAUAUCGAACGUUUGAAAGCAGAGAGCGAUGAGUGGGAUCGAAAGCUCAAUAGGUAUUCGCAACUGGAGCAACGAGCAUACCGGACCACUGGUGGACUAGAGCGGUGUAGGAAAGAGUCUGCUGAUCAAAAUAUGAAUAUUACUAGUAAACCUCGCUAUGUGCUAACCAGAGUUAUGCGUACUUUCAGUGAGAAAAAUGGCGCUUUGCAAAAUCAAAAACUAAUGAAAGAUCUCAUUGCUGAACGAACAAGGAUAACAGAAAAAUUGACGGAAGCGAAAAGAGAACAAUCAUUAUGUCUAACAGUUUUGAAAUCCGAGCCCAGAGAUGAGCUGAUAGCUCAGGAGAAAUGGUGGAAAGAUCUCAAAGAAAAGGAAGAAAAAAGACUAACGUAUCUUCACGCAAGGUUAAGCAGAUUGAACAUGCGAGAAACUCGUAUGAAGAUCUGUGACAAUCGAGUUAGUUAGCUUUUAAGCUAGACUGUUAUCUCGCUAUUGUGUUGUAUUAUUUGUAUGUGAUUAUCUGUAACCUCAGAUGAAUACGUUUAUCUCACGAUGUGAAACCAUUUUUGAUGUGCUUUUUUGUACCAUUACUGCAAAAUCCAGAUAAGC
Messenger RNA from Cylicocyclus nassatus, 1002 nucleotides. NCBI's taxonomy places the organism in Eukaryota, Metazoa, Nematoda, Chromadorea, Rhabditida, Strongylidae. The record is from the annotation of a GenBank genome assembly.